AUGUUGGCUGUUCCAUCUCUGCUGCUGACAACUCUGGAGGAGAUGAACCCACAUGAGCUGAAGACAUUUCAGUGGUCCCUGACUAGUGGCCUGCUGCCUGACUGUCCUCCCAUCCCAGAGAGUCAGCUGGAGAACGCUGACAGACAGGUCACAGUGGAUCAUAUGGUGAAGACAUACGGCCCUGAGAGAGCUGUGGAGAUCACACUGAGGAUCCUGAGGGGGAUGAAGCGGGUAGACCUAGCAGAGAAGUUAGAGACAGAUCACAGAGGAGGUACUGCCUCAACCUCUCACCUGCCCUUAUUCACACCGAGGCCCCGAUCCGUCCUCUCCCCUGUGGGGUUACCCCCCAUUUCCCCCCUUCUCUCCUUCGGUGGCUCGUCUAUGAACUCCUUGUUGUUAACUUCUGCUGGUAUCUCAGGACAGCUCAGGUCACAGGAGGAAGCUGCCUCUGAGAUGGAAAGGAAGCCAGCAUGGGAGGAGAGUGGAGAACUCCCCAGCACCUCUUCUGGAAUGCCCCGAACUAUCUUUUCCCAGUGUGGUUACCCUCCAGGUCCUCCUCCUCCUUCCUUUCUGUCUCAUCUAGGAAGUUUUUCUGGUAGCUCAGGACAGCUCAGGUCACAGAGAAUGUUGGCUGUUCCAGCUCUGCUGCUGACAACUCUGGAGGAGAUGAACCCACAUGAGCUGAAGACAUUUCAGUCUUUCCUGACUAGUGGCCUGCUGCCUGACUGUCCUCCCAUCCCAGAGAGUCAGCUGGAGAACGCUGACAGACAGGUCACAGUGGAUCAGAUGGUGAAGACAUACGGCCCUGAGAGAGCUGUGGAGAUCACACUGAGGAUCCUGAGGGGGAUGGGGGUAGACCCUAGCGAAGUUAGAGACAGAUCACAGAGGAGGUAA
Molecule: messenger RNA, 894 nt
Organism: Coregonus clupeaformis (lake whitefish)
Lineage: Eukaryota; Metazoa; Chordata; Actinopteri; Salmoniformes; Salmonidae
Product: pyrin-like
Exons: 5
Coding region: 1-894 (297 amino acids)
Cellular component (GO): cytoplasm
Source: RefSeq, a predicted model, not a curated record